Molecule: messenger RNA, 3687 nt
Organism: Mizuhopecten yessoensis (Yesso scallop)
Lineage: Eukaryota; Metazoa; Mollusca; Bivalvia; Pectinida; Pectinidae
Product: ras-related protein Rap-1b-like
Exons: 8
Coding region: 151-714 (187 amino acids)
Biological process (GO): cellular response to cAMP; Rap protein signal transduction; negative regulation of synaptic vesicle exocytosis
Cellular component (GO): plasma membrane
Molecular function (GO): GDP binding; GTP binding; GTPase activity
Source: RefSeq, a predicted model, not a curated record
UGCGUCUGCGUCAGAUGCUUUCUGGGAGAAUUUCCAAAUAUAGUAUCAAACUGUCCAUAUAUAUUUUGACGUCAUUUGACUCAUUCAGGCAGAAAACAUUUGUGGAAGGUUACUUGCAUUGCCCCCUGAUACCAUCUCGGACCACAAAAGAUGAGGGAGUACAAGCUAGUUGUACUAGGCAGUGGUGGUGUGGGCAAAAGUGCUCUGACUGUUCAAUUUGUACAGAAUAUUUUUGUUGAAAAAUAUGACCCAACAAUUGAAGACAGCUACAGAAAACAAGUGGAAGUUGACGGACAGCAGUGUAUGCUUGAAAUCCUAGAUACAGCUGGUACUGAACAAUUCACAGCUAUGAGAGACUUGUACAUGAAGAACGGACAGGGGUUCCUUCUGGUGUAUUCCAUCACAGCACAGUCAACAUUUAAUGACCUAGCAGACCUGAGGGAACAGAUUCUUAGAGUCAAAGACACAGAUGAUGUGCCUAUCAUCAUUGUUGGAAACAAAUGUGAUUUGGAGGACGAGCGAGUAGUUGGGAAGGAUCAGGGUAAUAACUUGGCCCGAAACUGGAGUUCAGAGUUUCUAGAAACAUCAGCAAAGGCCAAAGUGAACGUGAACGAGAUAUUUUAUAAUUUAGUCAGGACGAUAAACAAAAAGAAUCCAGAAAUAAAAGGCAAAAAUAAAACCGGAAAGAAAAAAGGGGGCUGCGUUCUACUGUAGAAGAGCGCCAAUCAUCAUUUAAUCGCAUGCAUAUUACAUGGUGUAUAGAAAAAUAUCCAUAUGAGAUGUUGACCACUCGCCACGGUGCCGAGAGUAUAUCUAAAAUUCAUGGACUCAAAUAUUGUGACAAGAAAUACUUCUUGCUUCCAGGUACAACUUUGAAUGUCACCUAGCUGUGUAAAUUUACGGGGCCAUACUUGACUAUUAAGAUACAUCUUAUACGGAUACAUGUCCUGAAACGUGUGUACCAACGUCGGCGUUUGGAGACAGUGUCACUUGUACCGUCAUAUAUAUAAAGAUAAACUUUUAAAUUUGUAUUAAGGGUAUCUGGCUUGCUUGAAAACUUGCAGUUCCAAAGAGUGUUUGAUAAAGCCGGUACAUUGGUGAAGAUUACGUGUUUGAGGACUCUAGACGCUGACGAUGUGUGUAUUAGGAAUGUGACUUGGUUGCAGUGGAUUGAGAGCUGACUUGGUGCACAGAAUGUUACAUGGAUCUGUAAUUUUUGCUUAAUAUAUUUUUAUAGGCAUGGUAAACAUUUAGCUGAUUGUUACAGUCAUUAUACACAGUAUGCAUAGCACAAGGAAACAUUUAUGCAAAUCAGAAAGUGAACCGAAACUACAUAUGUGUUGGUCACUAGGUUUGUACAGCAAUGUGUAUGUAUUAUCGGCUUGUAUCUAAAUAUUCAUAUGCAAUGAGAUACUCCCUGUUCUUUGCUAUGAUAGAUUAAUCUCUUGUAACCUGGAAUGGCCGUGUAUUACUUGGGCUGUAGAGAUUGAGCUGGGAGGAUGAGUGUAAGCUACAUCAGAAUUAAGCAGAUGCAAUUGAUAACGAGAGCCAGUACCUUAUUUGUAUACGGUUUAGUAUGUAUGUAAAACUGGAUCUAGUGAAAUGUUUUUAGACCAGUAUUACUUUAGUGUACAUUAUAGAGGAAGUCUCAAUAAUCUUAAACAUGUACUAAACUCAAGAUAUAGUUACAGUGUUUCAACACUGGUUCCCCUACAAGGAACAUGCUAUCAUUUCUCUGUCUAAUAAUCACCAUUUUAAUUCCAAUUAAGGAGAAACAUUAUUUAGAUUUACUUAUAUGGAUAUAACAAUCCUUGAAUGAGUAGAAGGUUGAAUUACAGACACAUAUGCCAUACAUGUGUGUCUAUACAGAAUGGCACCGUACAAUCGACUGCGUGCCACACAAUGUGCUUGAUGCUCCAUUUCAUAAUGUCACAAUUCAGUAAAAAAUACAUUAUUGUGGUAAAUGUGCUGUUUGAGAACUGCAAAACAAACUAAAAAGCAAGAUAGAAAUUCUUUUAGGAUAAUGAUAUCAUUCCAAUAAAAUUGAUGAUUGUGUGUAAGACCAAUUUGAGUGGAGUCAAGUUUUCCUGCUGGUUGAUAUUGAGAUAUACAAGUGUUACAUUCAGUACCAUCCUCCUCCAUUGUAUCUUGUGAUCUAUGCAGUAGGCAGUAGGGUCUUCUUGUAAGUCAUGGGCAGUUAUUAUUCAUGUUUGAUCUCCUGUCAGAUUUCAAAUAUUUAGACUAUGCCGGAAUGAGAGACAGUAAAUCAAAAGGAUAAACCUCGUAAUGGAAGGAGUAGUUGAGAAGACGACUUAUAUUUCAGCCUGGCUUUACCUUUGUGCAAAAUUUGCUUAUGACACCUUUUCCCUUUGAAUUCCACAAAGUUUUUCUAUUUUCUUUUUUCGUAUUGUUUUAAUGUGUGAAAUUUGAAACCUCCUUUCCUGUGUCUGUAACAGGGAUAUGAACGUUUUCACUGCCAGAAUGCACUGCUGUUAGAGCACGUUACAUUACAAUGAACAACGAUAGUUGUAGGACCCAGAAUUGUUUGUAGAGCAGUAAGGUAGAUUGUGAUAGCCUCUGGUUGGGUGUAGUCCGUUACUGUCACUUUAGUGUCACUGUUUCCCUAUGGUAUGUAAUUAUCAUUUCUGUACUGACAGAUUUUCACUUUUUCACAUAAAACUCCUGAAUCAGGUCAAUGGUAUGAUCAAAUUAAUGUUUUCGUCAGCAAGCUGUACAAAUUAGGUAUAAAAUUGCUGCCGUUUCAUUGUACAUGCAGUCCCAGAGAAAAAAUCUGUACAAUACAAAGAUCAAUAUGCUAAUUCUUGCCUUUGAAUUCAAGGUAUUGGCAAUUAAUUCACUUAAUUAUUACCUGAUCUUCGGGAUUAUCCUUUUAAUUGAAAAUAAUGUAUAUUUUUAACAGAGAUUUCUUGGCAUUUGUAAAUACAUUUCAUAGAUUUAUUUAAUCCUUUAACAUAUGUAUCUCUUACAUGUAGUUACUUUUGUGAUAUUAGGCUUUAAUCUGGCCCUUUCUUCUCUUUGUAUGUAUCACUUAACCCUUGUGGCAGUUUCAUUUUGCAGAAAAAUGCGCAUUGCAAAUUACCACUGUUGUUUCGAACAUUGUUUGUGCAUUUUCUGUUCCUAUUCAAUAUAUGUUCUUCAGAUUUUGAACGUUGUAAACUAACUUAACUAUUUUGAUUUAAUUAUCAGUUCAAAAUAUUAUGUGUAGGAUCUGUUUUGUGUUUUACAUUUUGUAAAAAUAAAAAAAACUGUAUAUCAAAGAACUUAACUAAUUUAUAAGGUUUGUCUAUAUAAUGUUGAAUGAUAAAAUGAAUGACUGUUGUUUUGGCAAUAAAUUUGAAAUGUAAGGCAAAAAAAAAGACUUGAAAAUUUGAAAAUCAUGAGAAAUAAUAAAAGGUUAAUGAGUUUGUAACAUUUUCAUUUCAACUAUUCAUUUUUUAUUGGUUUAUGUCAACCCUUAGAUGUUAUAAUUAUGAUUUGAAACACCCACAUAGCUUUGAUUUUCUGCUGGGUGGCUGGGUCACAACUGAGUGCUCUGGUCCUUGUAUUCAACUCUGGGUGCUCGCAAUAUCGUGAACUUGAUUCAUUAGCUGAAAGCUUCAACAUACACAACUGUUCAAACUGUACCAAUUUUAAAUUUUUAAUUAAUAAUAAAUAUGUACACAACGA